Molecule: messenger RNA, 1119 nt
Organism: Cephus cinctus (wheat stem sawfly)
Lineage: Eukaryota; Metazoa; Arthropoda; Insecta; Hymenoptera; Cephidae
Product: UPF0160 protein C27H6.8
Cellular component (GO): nucleus; cytoplasm
Source: RefSeq, a predicted model, not a curated record
GUUGACCCAACCGGUGAAAUUCUUGAAUUGACGCAACUUGUACCGUGGAAGGAGCAUCUUUUCGAAUUAGAAAAGGAGUUGGGGUUAGAUCCCUUAAUAAAAUACGUAAUCUUUAAAGACAAUUCUUAUAGAGUGCAGGCAGUUCCAGUGUGCGAAGGUAGCUUCAUUACUAGACUUUUUCUACCGAGUGCAUGGGCUGGAUUACGCGACGAGGAAUUGUCAAGUGUUUCCGGUAUAGACAACUGCGUUUUUGUGCAUAGUGUUCGAUUUAUAGGCGGAAAUAAAACCAGACAAGGUGCUCUGGAAAUGGCGCGUAAGUCCUUGGAAAUUGGAAAAGCCGAAUCAUUAAGAUGACUUCUGUAUAAAGAUAAUUAGCUCAAGUAUCUUUCUUGUAAUCAUUAAUCAUAUUCGUUAUAUAUGAAAUCCACAACUUAAUCUGUUAUGAAAAUAAAUUUAGCUGUAUGAACUGACAAGAAAAUUUUUAAUUACCAUCUACGACUAAGUUUCCACAGCAAUUAGAAACAUUGGCUGCAACUUUAACCUAUUUUAUUUGCGAAUUAAUUAUACGAUGUAUGUCAAUUUAUAUGAACUUGUACUUAAUGCAAGAUUUGACCACUAAUAUCUACUUUAUCCAUUGUACUCAUCCAUCAUACUCAUACUCAUCCAUUGUUUCUGCAUAUGAUCAACGAAUGUCACAACAAAUUAUUGAAAAGGGUUUCUAUGCCAAAAACGCUCAGAUUAUAGAGAUUAAGUUUGUACUCUGAGAACAUCACACUUAUUAUUUAGUAUAUGACGUGUCGUUCUCUGAGUUAAUAUAGUUCAAUGCAACUUUCCUUUAUAUCUGUUUAAUAUGUGUCGGUAAAUUAUCGAAUGUUAACAAAAAAUGUAUGUUACCUUCGUUUAUAUUAAUCAUCAAACGCUCCGAAUGAUUAGAAUUAGACAUUAGACUGAUUUUUGAAUUCUAUUCCGAUUAGAAGAUACAUAUAAUAUAACACCAAAGUAUUAAAAUUAUACGCUUCGAUCAUUUAGAAGUAGGUAUGCAAGACUGUCUCAAGUUACGCUUUGUAAAUCCAGCGAUAUGACAGAAUGUAAAUAAACUAAAUAACCAACCUGUUCCUA